Molecule: messenger RNA, 3265 nt
Organism: Sceloporus undulatus (fence lizard)
Lineage: Eukaryota; Metazoa; Chordata; Lepidosauria; Squamata; Phrynosomatidae
Product: zona pellucida sperm-binding protein 2-like
Exons: 24
Coding region: 354-3101 (915 amino acids)
Source: RefSeq, a predicted model, not a curated record
UUCAAAGCAACACUACUGUUCAAAGAAAGUAGAAUUAACAAAGUAGAUCUAAAUGGAGAAAAGGCAGAAAGUAGCUACUUUUGGCCAAGGCCCAAGAUGUAUACUCGGAAGUAAAUCAGAAGUAAACUCGGAAGAUGUAUACUCGGAAGUAAGUUGGAAUUCAGUGGGAGUUACUUCCUAGCACACACAUGUCAUUUGUGUGUACUAUGACUCCUAUCUUCUUCUAGAAAAGUAUCUGCCUUCUACAGAACCAGCUUUCCUGGAACCAUUUAUUUUGUGUCAAUGAGCACCUACACUGUGGAAAGAAUUUGUGGAGUUUGGAGGACUUUGCUUGCUUUCAAUCCCUUGGAAGGAUGCUGGGUGCAAAACAAUGGCUCUGCAGAAUCAUCCUGCUGUUCAUUUCAUUCUAUUCUGGAACGGGGAGGAUUCAACAAGUGCUGGCACCCCCAGGUUUUAUAGAAACUGCCUGUUUUUCCAGUAUGUUUUGGAUGAAAUUGGAUGAAUCAUUUUUGCAGAAAAAACACCUCAGGAUAGAAAUAAUGGAUCACUCAGGUGUCACCGUCUUGCCUGACAAGGAGGUGGAAGCUCGCUGUGGCUAUGUCCUGUCAGAAGAUGUGUGGGGAAAUCGGAUCUUUCGGGCUUCUUUUCUUGGUUGUCAUGUUACAAAUGAGAGGGAUGAAAAGUUCUCUCUUACUGUAAAUAUCAAAGUGUCAUCAUUUGAAGACAUGAGAGCAUCUACAACUUAUCAGCGUAUCAUGAGCUGUCAUUACUUCCCAUGGGCUCCACGGGAGAUUGUGUGUGAAGAAAAUUACAUGGAGGUGUCAGUGAAGAGUGACGUCCCUGUGAUUUCUGAUGAUGAGACUCAUAAAUGGAUGUCGGCCCUUCCUGAGACAGAAAGAGUUGCCUAUCAGAUAUGGCAGCUGAUAUUCUAUUCUCCUUCAGGGAGAAAGACAACAUUGGUGAGUGAUGCCAGUAAACUAGGCUACAGCUUCAAUAAUACACUGACAAGAGUUUUCCUUCGAUCUCCAUACUACACAAAUGAAUCUGAACAUUCAGUGGUUGAUGGUGUCACUAUGAGCACAGUCAGUUCCACUUCCAUGUACAAACAAAGAUGGCUUCUCCUCAUGAUUGAUACCACUGUAUCAUGCCCUGUUGAUGGUACCAGCUUCACAGAUGCUGUCAUAAGAUGGACUGUGCCAACUGUGAUUCCUAGAUUGGUCCUUCAACAACAAACCUUCAGGUCCCUUAAUAUAUCAAUGGGAGUUGGAGGGAAAAGAAUAGAAGACCCUACAAAGUUCAACUAUAAAUUGGAAUAUAAUAACACACACACUGGGAUAAAAAUCCCAAUUGGAGCAUCUGGGGGCAGAUUUAAGAGCACUGUAUCCAGUGGUGUCUAUGGAAUGACAUGGAGUAUUGACUUAUUUUUGGAACAUGCCUGGACAGAUACAGACUGGCAGCUGACCAAGUAUACAGUGAUUAAACCAAUCACUACACCCUUCAUGCCACAAAUACCAACAGUAGUCAAUAACACCGUUCCAUCAAUGCGACUCUUUGAUGUCCUGUUGGGAGUCUUCCUUCCUGAUGUCACUCUGGUAACACUUACAAUAGGAGGCAUACCUUUAACUCUCAAAGAAGCAGAACAAAAGGGCUACAAGAUUUCUGAUAUUUCCUUUCCUAACGGAACAAAAGGUUUUAGACUGGAAGUACCUUUUGAUGAUCCCAUUGUCCAGAAAGAGUAUAUAAACAAGAAUGAAACUAAAUAUUCCCUCUAUGUGAACUACACACUGAAUGUGGGUCCUGAGAAGAAGCUAUACCACCAUCUUGCAGACGUAGAAUGCGUAGUUGCAGAUAUUGUACUGCCAGAAGGCAUUGGGUAUUGUGACAAAGCAAACAUGUAUUUAGCUAUUCCAACCAGUGACAUGUACAAAUAUUGGCGCCUUUAUGUAGGCAAUAAGCCUUUAAAUCAAGCUACUGCCUUUUCAGAUGGAUAUUUUCUCACUACAAAUGACACUCAUCUUGUAUUACAAGUUCCUCUCUUUGCUACUGGGAUUAUCUAUGAGGAAGUUUCAUUUGAAAGAAUCCAAGCAAGAUUUGAUCUUACCCUGAAAAAGACCAUCACUAUGGAGACUGUGGAUAUCUUCUCCAUUACGUGCAGUUUUUACUUCCCAGAAUUUGUAGUAUGCUAUCCUAAUGGGACAGUAACUGUAUCUGCUCUUAUGAAGACAGUUCCAUCUAUUGACAUGGGCAAAACAAGACUGAAGGACAGCACUUGUAAGCCAAAAGAGUUUACCAAAGAACGAGCUUUCUUCCAGUUUCACGUUUCUACUUGUGGAACUUUGGUGAAGUUUGAAGACAACCGUCUUAUUUAUGAAAAUGAAAUAUCCUUUGAAAAAGAGACUCUUCCAGUUCAGGGACCACCGACCAUCACAAGAGACCCAGAAUACAGGCUAACUAUAUUGUGCUACUACCCACUCAAAGAGACAGUAGCACAAACAGCCAUUAUCUUUGGCUCUUCAUCUGAAAUAUCACAACCUUCUGGCUAUGGUCCAAUAAUUACAAGAUCAAACACGGCAGGUUUUAGAAGAGCAAGACAAACUCCGAAUGUAAUUGCAAAUGUGUUCAAAGAUGACUCUUUCGCAGAAACUUAUGGAACACAUUCAAUAGCUGUCAAAUACUUAUGGGAGCCUAUAUUUCUUGAAGUUCAACUAAAAGAUGAAGCUUCUGAUGCUGAACUGGACUUGGACAAUUGUUGGAUAACCGAGUCUGAAGAAUUCGACAGUAUUCCCCGGUGGAAAUUCAUUGCAAAUGGAUGUGAGGACAAAACCCAUGGGUCUGUGAACUUCUAUCCAGUGUUUAAAAGUGACAGAGUGAAAUAUCCUAAUCACUUUAAAAGAGUGGGAAUACAGGUGCUGAUUCUUCUUCCAAGAGAGGUAUAUUUCCACUGUACAGUCACAGUCAGUAAUUCUCCUUGCGUGCCUGUUAAUGACAAUCUCUUUAAAGAAUGCAUUUCUAGAAGGAACCUUGAUCAGCAUUCUGAAACUCUUCCUAUUCGCCAUGGUUAUGUUGUGGCUGGACCAGUCUUGAUUCUUCAUCCUGAAUAAAUUAAGCUGCUGGGCAUACAAAAAAAUUAGAUAUAGCUAGACAAUUCUAUCUGCUGCAGUUGGUCUCUAGAUUCCCAGCAUUGCCUUGGACUACUUUAAAUGUACACAUCACAUUAGAUUCUUAUGUCAGAUCUAUGUAAAUUAAAAUCAAGAAGUGCAAACCA